Clonostachys byssicola is the source of this 816-nucleotide messenger RNA. The record is from the annotation of a GenBank genome assembly. Lineage: Eukaryota; Fungi; Ascomycota; Sordariomycetes; Hypocreales; Bionectriaceae.
AUGACUGGACCAUACCUGUUGAGAUUACCUAUUGAGGUUUAUGUCUCCGAAAGUAACAUUUAUGAUGGAGGAACGGCGUACACUCCCACCACGGCACCACUGCUCUACGUCCAUCCAAGAAUCACAGAAGACUUGCAACAUCGUCUUUACGGCAACCACGCCCUGGUGAUACCGAUACAAGAGCCCAGAAAAUAUAUCAAGGGUGACCAACAAUUGGACCUGCCCGUUUCCAAACUUUCCCAGAGACGCAGGGGCUCCGCUACGAGCAUUAUCUUUGAAAUCUCGCAAACCGAGCAGGUCUACUUAUACACACCAGACGGCAAGCAAGACAUAGACCACGAUUUCUGGGAUGACGACAGAAAAGGGAAUGCACUGGCCAAACUGUUGACUGGGGAGGCUCUUCGUCUCAAGUCUGAUUUACCCAAUGUUGGGAUGGUCUCCUUCGUGUUUUGGUAUGGAGAGAUGUCCGUAUAUGUCAACGAUUGGAAGCGGGAGCUCGCAGGGCUUCAAGAUCAGUGGGAAGACCUCUACAUCACGGUCGAGUUGAACUUGUUUGAAUACGAAGACCCUGAGGCUGGAGAUGGUGGAUACAACUUUAUCCAGGGCUGGGAUAGGCACUUCAAAGCACAAGUCACUAGAGGCGCGUUCAUGGCAAAUAACCUGACGCUGCUGACACAUGAGGAUGGGCACUACGAGGGCAGACUUUUUGAUCCUACCGGUCGGGACGCCAAUGAAAACGGCAGGUAUGGAUGGGGCUCUGAUGAAGACCUGUAUGUGUGUGAUGUUACAAAACGUCCCAGAUACGUAGUCAUCUAA